Argentina anserina (silverweed cinquefoil) is the source of this 819-nucleotide messenger RNA. Its product is annotated as G-type lectin S-receptor-like serine/threonine-protein kinase SD1-1. Lineage: Eukaryota; Viridiplantae; Streptophyta; Magnoliopsida; Rosales; Rosaceae. The transcript is spliced from 6 exons. The record is from RefSeq and is a predicted model, not a curated record. Gene Ontology annotation, biological process: protein phosphorylation. Gene Ontology annotation, molecular function: protein serine/threonine kinase activity; ATP binding. Bases 1 to 819 code for a protein of 272 amino acids. Gene Ontology annotation, cellular component: plasma membrane.
AUGGCUUAUGCUAAUUCAGACAUUACCAGUGGAGACAAAGCAUGUCUAAUGUGGUUUGGCAAGCUGAUUGAUAUGCGGGAGAUCGUUGAAGAUGGCUCAAGAACCAGAGAAGAAAGGAUGCUGAUAUAUGAGUACAUGCCAAACAAAAGCUUGGACUGCUUUAUUUUUGAUGAAAACAAGAAGUUGUUGCUGAACUGGCAAAAGCGGCGCGACAUAUUAAUUGGAAUUGCUAGAUGGCUUCUUUACCUACAUGAAGACUCCAGGCUAAGAAUCAUUCAUAGGGACCUUAAGAGUAGCAACAUCUUACUCGAUGAUGAGCUGAACCCUAAAAUAUCUGACUUUGAGUAUGCAAUUGCUGGGAAGUUUUCAGUGAAAUCUGAUGUCUUCAGUUUUGGAGUGCUUUUGUUAGAGAUAGGAAGUGGCACAAAGAACAGAAGGUUUCAUCAUCCUGAUCACCAUCACAAUCUUUUAGGACAUGAAAGUAUCAGUUAUUUUUUGCCAAAAAAAGAAGCAUGCUUACUGUGGAAACAAAACAAGGUUUUGGAGCUAGUAGAUAAAUGCUUGGAAAAUUCAUACGUUGAGUUUGAAUUGCUAAGAUGCAUUCAAGUCGGUCUAUUGUGUGUUCAAAAGCUGCAUGAAGACAGGCCAGCAAUGUCAUCUGUGGUUCUCAUGUUAAGCAAUGAGGGAGCAGCUUUGCCUCAGCCAAAGGAGCCUGUAUUCUUUAUAGAAAGAGAUUCUAUGGACUUUGAUAGCUCAGUAGACCAAGGAUUAAGCAACACAGGAACCACAAUUACCAUUACCACAGUGGAAGCUAGAUAA